AUGAGUACUGCUAGGUGCCCGUCUGAACCGUGCAAGAUUCCCGGUAAGUCAUCGUGGCCGGAGCUAAUGGGACAAAAUGUGGACAAAGCAGUGAGUAUAAUACACAAAGAGAAUCCAAGUCUUCACGUUGUGGUGUUAAACAUAUCGAAGCCAAUUCCAGAGCCAGUGGACUGUGCUCGUGUUCUUGUUUUCAUUAAUGACAACCAGCAGGUUGCUCUCCCACCUGUUGUUUGUUGAACUUCAUUAGUA
Molecule: messenger RNA, 249 nt
Organism: Solanum dulcamara
Lineage: Eukaryota; Viridiplantae; Streptophyta; Magnoliopsida; Solanales; Solanaceae
Product: glu S.griseus protease inhibitor-like
Exons: 2
Coding region: 1-237 (78 amino acids)
Biological process (GO): response to wounding
Molecular function (GO): serine-type endopeptidase inhibitor activity
Source: RefSeq, a predicted model, not a curated record